GAACAAUUCGAAUUUCGAGUCCGACUACGGUGGUAUAGUAGAUGGCGGCUCGUGUAUUGCGUGGCCAAGAGUUACGUCAAGGUCUUGUUUGUCCAUUUUGCAAACACUCUGGGAUCCCUAGCUUACAAAAAGCGUCUCUCCGACACUGAUUGUUAAAAGUGUGAAGGACUACGGUCAUGACCCACUGUUUUACGGGAAUCGUUAUAUCCGGUCGCCUAUUGUACCACCGUGAUCCUUAAUUCUAGCAGAAACGAACGAAACAAAUUAAACCUGAAAAUUUCAUUUGAAACGUAAAAAUGAUAUCGUACAACGUGAGAAACUGGCCAAUUUUAACUUUCUUAGAUCCAUCGUUUACUUCGAACGUCAGAAUGAUAGCUGUGUUUGGCACCUUUGGUAACGAAGCUUUAAUCGUAACGAAGGAUAAAAUGGUAUAUGCCGUAGGGUAUAACUCGUAUGGGUGUCUUGGAAUUAAUGAUAAUCAUGAUACGCUGUACCCAAAAGAAGUUAAAGAAUUAUGCGGAAUUGGUAUUCAAACCUUUGCGUAUGGCAGACGUCCUCAUGUUUUAGCCCUGACGGUGAAUGGACAGGUGUAUUCGUGGGGAUGUAACGAUUGGUCUAAAUUGAAUAAUGAUAAUUGCUAUGAAGCUUACGUUUCUAUCGCUAUAAAUUCGAAACCGACGCUCGUGCGAACAAAUCUAAGUGAAAAAUUUGUUUUGGAUAUAGCCUGUGGAAAUUCUCAUUGUUUAGCACUAACGAACGAAGGAGAGGUGUACGCAUGGGGUCGUAAUGACGCUGGGCAAGUAGGUAAUGGUAAUAAAAUUAAUCAGGAUGUACCCGUAAAAGUGAAUUUCGCAUUAGCUAACGACCGAAUCGUUCGCAUCGCUUGCGGUGACUCGUCCAGCGUAGCGGUCACGGAAAAUGGCGAGAUUUAUAGUUGGGGUGACAAUGGUGUUGGACAGUUAGGAGUUGGAAAUUAUGAGGAUCGAGUAUAUCCGUGUAUAGUCCAAGGACUGAUUCCCACUAAAAUAGAGAAAGUAGUCUGUGGAUAUAAACAUACUAUGGCAUUAAGCAGUAAGGGCAUCCUUUAUGUUUGGGGGUCGAAUAGCUAUGGACAGUUAGGUAAUGGCGUGGAUUCGAAUGUGGCGAUUCCAACCAAGUUGUUAGGAACGGAAAGAAUAUCAGAUAUAGCAGCUUCGCCCUAUAAUAAUAUAAGUUUAGCUAUGGGAGAAUGUAAACGUGUAUUUAUGUGGGGCCAGUGUCUAGGACAAUGUAUCAAACACCCGACACUUACUUAUGAAACAAGUUUGCAUGACGCUUGUGUACGUUAUGCAUGGCCCAGUGUCAUGCAUCGACCACUAGUUCUUGAUAACACCUGGGAAGGAAAUUUAAUAGAUGAUUUGAAAGAGGCAUUCGAUGAUCCAGCCACCAGUGAUCUCGCUAUUCAAGUACAGGAAAAAGUUAUUCAUGUACACAAAUCUAUUUUGAAGAUACGUUGUCAUUACUUCAGGACAAUGUUUCAAGAACACUGGACAGAGAAUAAUCAAAAUAUUAUUAAACACGAACAAUUUUCCUACGAUGUAUAUAAAGCUUUCUUGAAAUAUUUAUACACCGACGAAAUUGUCUUAUCUCCAGGAAACGAGCUAGAACUUUUACACUUGGCAGACGCUUACUCCGAGGAUCAUCUAAAAAGACGAUGUAUACAAAUGAUAAAACAAGAAAUGACAGUUAUGAAUGUUAUGUUUUUCUACAGCACAGCCAUUAAAUACAAUGAGAAGGAAUUAGAGGAAUGUUCUUUUACAUUUGCUUCGAGUCGCAUGACUUCCGUGGUACAGACACCAAAUUUUGCUAAAUUAGAUGGAACUACAGUAAAAAAUUUUAUAAUUAAAGCUGCUCGAGCAGGUGCUUUUAACAAGUCUUUUAUAGCAAGUGAAGCAAAGAUGCUGGAACCUGGAACUUCCAGCCUGGAAACUGCUGGACCGACCCGACCGACUGGACGCGCUCCCGCUUCCGCCAUGCUGCGCUGCGUGCGCAGCCUUACGGCGAGUUUACACAAGCUGCAUGCAAUGAAUGAAAGCGAGUCCGUUUAUGGGACUACGUUGUCUCAGGAAUCGAUAAAAGUAAUUGCGGAAAGUAUAGGUGUUGGAAAUUUCCCUGACGAAGCUGCUAAAGAUCUUGCCGAGGACGUAAGCUACAGACUCAAGGAAAUUAUACAGGAUGCUGCCAAGUUCAUGAGACACGGCAAACGUCAGCGUAUGACGACCCAUGAUAUAGACCAUGCCCUAAAAAUUAAGAAUAUCGAACCUACUUAUGGAUUUUUUGCCAAGGAUCACGUACCGUUCCGUUUUGCUUCUGGCGGUGGUCGAGAACUACAUUUUGUAGAAGAAAAAGAAAUUGAUCUCAAUGAAGUUAUAUCUAUGUCUGGUGGACAAACGUGGCCCAAGUUACCUUUAGAAAUUACGCUGCGUGCCCAUUGGCUUUGUAUAGACGGUGUUCAACCGACGAUACCAGAGAAUCCGCCUCCGGUCUCUAAAGACGUUCAAAAACUAGAGAGUGUCGAUCCAACCAGUAAACUAUCGAACAAGAGUCAAAACAUCGGUGUUGGAAAACCAGGAGGCGGAGGAAAGAGUCAGAAAUUACGUAAUGUGGAAACCGUUCAUGUUAAGCAGUUAGCGACUCACGAAUUGAGCGUCGAACAACAAUUGUAUUACAAAGAAAUUACGGAAGCUUGUGUUGGAUCGGACGAAGCACGCAGAGCAGAGGCACUUCAAUCGCUUUCUGCUGAUCCUGGUUUACAUGAAAUGUUGGCGCGAAUGUGCACCUUCAUCGCGGAAGGUGUCCGCGUUAAUGUAGUACAAAAUCAUCUUGCGCUUCUUAUUUAUCUUAUGCGAAUGGUUAAAGCUCUUCUGGAUAAUCCUAGCCUUUACCUAGAAAAAUACUUGCAUGAAUUGAUACCGUCUAUCGCAACUUGUAUAGUGUCGCGGCAAUUAUGUAUGAGACCAGAGGGUGACAAUCAUUGGGCGUUACGUGAUUUCGCUUCGCGCCUUAUGGCUCAAAUUUGUAAAAAUUUCAAUACCUCUACGAAUAACGUACAAACCAGAGUAACCAGAAUGUUUAGCCAAGCAUUGGCUAAAAACAGUCAGACCCCAUUGGCAUCCCUUUACGGUGCGAUCGAGGGAUUAUGCGAGUUAGGUCCGGAAGUAAUUAAGGCGUUAGUUAUUCCUAAAAUUAAAUCGAUUUCGGAACGUAUCGAAUCGUGCAUCGAAGGACCAGGUUUGUCGAGUGUGGAUAAAAAUGGAGCAGGUCAUAUAAAAACCUUACUCGUGAAAUCAGUUGCUCCUGUUUUGAAAACUGUCCGAUCUCCGCCGGAUUACGUGGAAGAUUACAAACAGGAUUAUGGUUACAUUGGCCCCGCAUUAUGUGCAGCAGUUGCAAAGGCUCGUACACAGCCAGCAACGUUAGCAACGACUGCAUCGACGACAACGUCUCUAACAACGAGUCAACAGGGUCCCACGUGCGCCGGAAAAACUAUUGUACAAGCUGGUGUGGUGUGGUACAAUUUCUCCACUAAACGUUUAAAUGGCGGAUUUGAUCGUAUCAUCGGCGAUGCGGAGAUGGGCAUCGACAUGUCGAACAAUCACACCAUUUCGCCGAUCAGAUUGAUUUUAUUGAAUAACUUGAUCGAGGUAUUAUAUUAUUUCUCUAUUAAAAGCACAGACCGGAACGCAGAAAUGUCUUUGCGGAACUUAAAGAAGUGGCCAAUAUUUAGUUUGCUAGAACCAAAGUUUGUUGCAAACAUCCGCAUAGCUAUCGUAUAUGGUAAUUUAGGUAACGAAGCUUUAAUCGUAACGAAAGAUAAAAUGGUAUACGCGGUAGGAAAUAAUACAAACGGCUGUCUGGGGACCGGCGAUACCGAUAAUAUCCAAAGUCCAAAGAAAAUCGAACAGUUAUGCGAUAAUGAUAUUAAAACGUUUGCGUAUGGCAAAGGUCCGCACGUUUUGGCUCUUACAAUGGAUGGGCAGGUGUAUUCGUGGGGACACAAUAGUUACUAUGAACUGGGAAACGGGUCUACCACGUUAGGUCUAACACCAAUUCUUGUGGAAGCAAAUUUAAAAGAUAAAUUUAUCAUGGCGAUAGCUUGCGGAGGUCAUCAUAAUCUGGCAUUAACGGACGAAGGAACGGUGUAUGCAUGGGGUAGAAAUAACUGUGGACAAGUAGAUGGCAGUGUCGAUGGGAAUCAAAGAAUAGCUAAAAGAGUGAAUUAUGCGUUAGCCGAGAAAAAGAUCGUUUUCAUCAGUUGUGGUCACUCGUCGAGUAUAGCAGUUUCUAAUAAAGGAGAGGUUUAUGGUUGGGGUUGCAAUACCGCUGGCGAGCUUGGAAUUGGAAAUUGUAUCAAUCAAACGGUUCCAUGUAAAAUCACACAGCUUUCUGGAAUUGUAAUAACAAAAGUAGUUUGUGGUUACUCGCACGCUCUGGCAUUGAGUAACAACGGAGUUCUCUAUACUUGGGGUGGAAACAGUCAUGGGCAACUAGGUCAUAACGUUAAAGUGAUAACCAACUAUCCAGUAAAGUUGGAUAUGCCGAAACUGGAAAAAGUAUUGGAUGUAGCGACUUCUCAUUAUAGUCACAUAAGCGUAGCAACGACAUCGGGCAAUCAUAUAUUCAUAUGGGGUCAAUGUUUAGGACUAAGUAUCGCAACACCGAUACUUUUUCCAGUAUGUUGCCUGCACGAUGCUCUUGCGAGUUUUGCAUGGCCCAGAGUUAUGCAUCAACCGUUCGUUCUUCGCGACGAAGGAGAAGAACCGAGUAUAACGGAUUGUUUGAAAGGAGCAUUCGACGAUUUAACCACCAGUGAUUUGAUUAUACGAGUGCGGGGAAAAGCUAUUCACGUACACAAAGCUGUGCUGAAAAUACGUUGCCAACACUUUAGGACAAUGUUUCAGGAAUACUCGGCGGAGGAGAAAGAAAGCGUUAUAGAACAUUAUCAGUUUUCCUAUGAUGUGUACAGAGCUUUCUUAAAGUAUUUAUAUACCGACGAGAUCGAUUUACAGCCUGAAGGUGCCCAAGAACUGUUGGACUUGGCAAACGUUUACUCCGAAAAUCGGUUAAAGAAAUGUUGCGUGGAAAUGAUGAGGAAAGGAAUUACUGUGAAAAACGCGAUCUCUCUGUACAGUACAGCCAUUGCUUGUAACGUUAAGGAACUGGAAGAAUAUUGUUUUGAAUUCGCUUUAAAACAUAUGAGUGCGGUGAUACAGACUCGAGAUUUUGCCGAGCUAGAUGAAUCUAGGAGAAAACAUUUCAUAACCGAAGCUGCUCGAAUGGGUACUUUUAAAGGAUAAAACAAAGUACAUAUGUACUUGGAUUCAAGAUUACGAAUAAUACGUACUCUCUUUAACAUUGUACAAGUCUUGGUAUGAGAUUUCUGAUAAAUAAAAAUAAGUUAUUUUUUACGAUUGAAAUAUUUGGAAAUUAAAGAAGCAUCGGCUACGUAAUAACUUGAUUUUCAUCGUGGUGUAUCAACAGAAGAACUGUUG
Molecule: messenger RNA, 5531 nt
Organism: Colletes gigas
Lineage: Eukaryota; Metazoa; Arthropoda; Insecta; Hymenoptera; Colletidae
Exons: 28
Coding region: 297-5336 (1679 amino acids)
Biological process (GO): transcription initiation at RNA polymerase II promoter
Molecular function (GO): protein heterodimerization activity
Source: RefSeq, a predicted model, not a curated record